Ylistrum balloti is the source of this 4483-nucleotide messenger RNA. Its product is annotated as guanine nucleotide-binding protein subunit beta. Gene Ontology annotation, cellular component: cytoplasm; heterotrimeric G-protein complex. The record is from RefSeq and is a predicted model, not a curated record. The transcript is spliced from 9 exons. Gene Ontology annotation, biological process: G protein-coupled receptor signaling pathway. Lineage: Eukaryota; Metazoa; Mollusca; Bivalvia; Pectinida; Pectinidae. Gene Ontology annotation, molecular function: protein binding; signaling receptor complex adaptor activity. The coding region runs from base 136 to 1158 and encodes 340 amino acids.
CCCAUCACAGGAAAAGGGAAACUGAUUAAUGCCGGCCAGAGAACUGUGAUUUCGGGAGCCUGUAUGACCGAAUAGUGGGAGUUUUCGGACCCCCUUUUUAUAUAUUGCUAUUUUUUUCUUUUUUAAAAAAUAAUCAUGUCGGAACUGGAAGCGCUACGACAGGAAACUGAACAGUUAAAAAAUCAAAUCAGGGAGGCAAGGAAAGCUGCUGCUGAUACGACUCUCAGCCAAGCUGCCUAUGGCGUUGAACCUGUUGGACGAAUACAGAUGCGCACCAGGCGUACUCUUAGAGGUCACUUGGCCAAAAUAUAUGCCAUGCACUGGGCUACAGAUUCUGCAAAUCUAGUAUCUGCGUCACAAGACGGUAAAUUAAUUGUAUGGGAUGGAUAUACUACAAAUAAGGUACAUGCGAUACCUUUAAGAUCUAGCUGGGUAAUGACAUGUGCCUAUGCUCCAUCAUGUAGCUAUGUAGCAUGUGGAGGGCUGGACAACAUCUGUUCUAUCUAUAGUUUAAAAACACGAGAAGGAAAUGUUCGGGUUAGUCGGGAGCUGCCUGGACACACCGGUUAUCUGUCUUGUUGCCGUUUCCUUGAUGACAACCAAAUAGUAACAAGCUCUGGGGACAUGUCAUGUGCAUUAUGGGAUAUAGAAACAGGUCAGCAGACAACAGCUUUUACCGGUCACACUGGUGAUGUCAUGAGCCUCUCUUUGGCACCAGAUAUGAAGUCAUUUGUCUCAGGGGCUUGCGAUGCCUCAGCAAAGUUAUGGGAUGUCAGAGAUGGGAUGUGCAAACAAACAUUUUCAGGCCAUGAAUCUGACAUAAAUGCAAUCACUUAUUUUCCGAAUGGUUACGCAUUUGCAACUGGUUCUGAUGAUGCCACCUGCAGGCUUUUUGAUAUCCGUGCUGAUCAGGAAAUUGGCAUGUACUCGCACGAUAAUAUCAUCUGUGGUAUUACGUCUGUGGCCUUCUCCAAGUCAGGUCGUCUCCUCCUCGGUGGUUAUGAUGAUUUCAACUGCAAUGUUUGGGAUGUCUUAAAGCAAGAUAGGGCUGGAGUGCUAGCCGGUCAUGACAACCGUGUGAGCUGUUUGGGUGUCACAGAAGAUGGAAUGGCUGUUGCCACAGGAUCCUGGGACAGUUUUCUUAAGAUCUGGAAUUGAGCCAAGUAUUAGCUAGCCCAUCUGAGGGGAAAUAUACAAGACUUAUUAUUUAUAUCUUAAAACUCAUGUGCCCGUGUUAUAUGGGGGAAGGUAACAAUGUAUUCACGCGCAUUAUGGAAACUAUUGUUUUAACAGCUGCGAGAAUAAACUUGUGGUUAUAAUUUUUUUUUUUUUUUUGAAGAUUUGAAAAAAAAGUGAAAGUGAACUAAACUUUUCACAGGACAUAAUGGAUUUUUUAAGGGAUGUAUCAACUGGAGGAAAGUCAUGAGCAGUUGACACUUGGUGUGAUGAGCCUGCUGGGCACUAAGUGCAAGAGUGGUGCCGUUAGGAGGUAUAUGUGCAUUUAUUAAUGGGCUACUCAUCCCGGCAACAUAAGCCUAGCAUUUGGUACCAAAAACAGAUGUCAAAUCAAAGAAAUGGAAAAAAAAAGACUGGUACCUUAAAAACUAGGCAGAGCAAACUUGUACAUCAGAAUAUAUCACAGCACAUGACAUAUAUAGGCUUUCUUGGAAGAAAGAUCUUGUGUAUAAAUAAUUAUUACAAUAUAUUCCUUGUCUGUGUGUGUUACAGCAGGGGGACCAUUUCAUUUAAAAUGGGCCCACAAAAUCUCUACCCCCCGUAUAACAGGUCAGCCACGAUGGAGGGUCACUCUGUCCCUCCGAACCUGACCUUACUCAAGUCUUACACGGUUUUAAAGCUUAGGUGACUGCGAGUGAGGAACAGCUAAUGACACAUGUGGAUUAUGAUUGUGAUUUUGUUUUAACUAUUUCAUGUUCAAUCAUGCAAGUGCUCAUGGAUUACAGUCUGCAUAGAAAUGAUUGACUGCUUUAAAUGUUUGGAAAUCUUGAGAAACUUCUCAUAUAUAUUCAAAAUAUUUUUCAUCCAAAUUAUAUGGAAAGAAAGACAAAUUUUGUUUAAGUUUUUAGAAGUCAUACAGAAAUCAAAUGUAGCCUAAUAUCUUUUUUUUUUUUAUUUUCCCUGAAAAUAAUUUGAAUAGUAGCUUACAUGGAUGUUUAAUACUUGGAAGUGAUAUGGGUAGGGUGGGCCUUAUGUAUGUGUGAUGAACUCAACUGAUGCAUGAUAUUUAUGUAUAUGUAGAUACAAAUGUAUUUCAUUAUAAACUAGUAUUGUCUUCUAUUUCGAAGGUUUUAGUGCAAUGAAAAUUGAAAAGAUUAACAUAAAGUGGCAUUUAUCAUGCCAGUCAUUGUUUCUUUUCUAAAUUUCCUUUCCCUUCCCCGUUUUGUAUAAAACUUGAUGUUUUCACUUCUCAGCUUUGACAUGGUCUACACGAUGAUGUAUAUAUUGCAGUGACAUUCAAAGCUGCUAUAAAAUAAUUAAUCUGCCUUUUACAAUGAAGUGCUGUCAGUUUGAAAUCAAACAGCAGGAUUCAAAAGAUUUGGAAUGUGAGAACAUUUGUCACAAAAGAGAGAAAAAAAAGGAAUAAAUUCCCAUACAGUCUUCAGAUUUGAAUUUUAAGAUCUGUAAGAUAUCAUUUUUUGGACCUAAAGUGAAAGUCCUGUGGCCUUGCUUACUGUUUGUAAAUGUUUGUAGGUCCUUCUAGAAUUUAUUUGCACUUCAAUUUUAACAAAAUUUGCAUUAUUAGAAGAUAAGUUAUAUUUAAGACUGUUUGGAGCCUUGUUCAGCAAUGUAUGCAGAUUAUGUAUUUGUCUGUUUCAGAGGAAAGGGGGGGAAAAACCUAGUGUUCAGCUUUUCCUCCCAGGAAACCUUACUGAACUAGGGUCUUUAUUUGAAUGAAAUUUUGAGUAAAUGUUCACCAACCCGCCAUGCCAACAAAAGUUCAUGGGGCUAAAAAAACAUACAAAAAUGUGUUCUGAUAUGUUAUGAUAUAUACAAUUGUACUCCAUAGAUAUGCAUGUUGCACUCAGAGAUCUGAGUGUUUGAAUGUUUCCAAGCGUUUUUUUUUUUUUUUUUUAAUUAUUAUUAUUUGCGUUUUCUUUUCGGAUUUAGCAAAUAACUGAAUGAAAGAUAACGCAUAUCUCUUCUGUGUAAUUAAACUGUAUCAGAGCCCUGAUACAAUAUAGUAAUAUAUGUAAAGCUCGGCAUGGAAUAGGAGUGAGUGCGAGUGGUCGUGUGAAUGUUUGCAUUUUAUGGUGUAUUAACUGGUGAAGUGAAAGCAAUCUUGAUCCUUGACCCUUUUUGGGUCAAUCUGAUGCUUGUGUAUGAUUAUUUACAACCCAGAUUUUGGUCUUCAAGAUUAAUAGGUCGGUCAAUCUUAGUCCCUUGAAUGUUUGUUUUGCAACAUGUGCAAGUGUAACUCUUUGUUUUUCUUGUGACAGAUGUGUGUGAACUGAUGCAUGUUGAAAUGUAGAUGUAGAUAUAUACUUUCAUCCUAAGGAUUUCCAAAUAUUUCUUCUAACAGAACAAAUUGCUAGACCAAAAGUUAAACAUCAUAUACAAACAUCACAUCUCUUCAAGAUAAUUCAUUUCAUGUGAGAUUCCAUAUUAUACAAUAUACAUAGAAAGCUUAGGUUGAUGUGAAUUUUGAGUCUUAUCUCAUUUUGUUUUAUAUAUUAAAUGUUUUGUUUGGUUUUUUUUUUUCUGACAAAUUCCAGAAUGAAAAGUACAAAACUUUUGAGUCAACAGAUAUAUUUCCUUUUAACAUGCUAAUCAUAUUUACUUGCAUGUAAAACAAAAACCACACUGUCUUGUAAUGUCUUUUCUCAUUCACAGUGAAAUUUACUCGUGUAAAAUAUAAUAGUUAACAUUUUAUUUAGCAAAACUAUUUAAAGACCUUUUGACAAAUGUAAUGGUCAACAGAAUUUAAGAAAACUGCAUAGAAACUAUUUAUUGCCAAUAGCAAAAGCCUGUCGUUCAUGAAGACAACAAUUAGAUGUAUCACAGAGGCAGUAGAGGAUGUACCUUACUCCAGUAAUUGAUUGAUCUCCACACAUUUUUCGUCUGCGCUGUCUGUUGGGACAGUACUUACACCAAUGGGAAGUGUUUCCUACUAUAAAGCAGGCGAGAGUUAUAUAUGUGUGGUGAAGUCGGAUUUCACGACAGUGCAAGAUUAUAACAUCACAUGUAUUGCCUUGAAUUCUCAAGGUGUAAGGGGAAGGCUACUGGAAUAAGGUUGAAGGGGAAGGCGUUAAGCAGCUGGACUCUAUAUAGUUGUGUCGGGUGGAUGGGCAGGUUCCUUUCUCCUAGUGUAAACGUGAUGUGUGCUAGAUAUAUCUCACCAUCCGCAUCUGUGUGUCUAUUUGAACUAGUCCUACACAUUAAUUAUGAAUAUUAUAUUGUGAAAAUUAUCUGUCAGUGUCAGUGUAACUGUAUUUUUCAUUUGUCAAUAAAGCUUUUUUGUCAUUAA